This is a messenger RNA of Didymella exigua CBS 183.55, 363 nucleotides long. RefSeq names its product acetyl-CoA synthetase-like protein. The transcript has a single exon. Gene Ontology annotation, biological process: amino acid activation for nonribosomal peptide biosynthetic process; secondary metabolite biosynthetic process. The record is from RefSeq and is a predicted model, not a curated record. The annotation marks the transcript as partial. NCBI's taxonomy places the organism in Eukaryota, Fungi, Ascomycota, Dothideomycetes, Pleosporales, Didymellaceae. Gene Ontology annotation, cellular component: cytoplasm. Gene Ontology annotation, molecular function: phosphopantetheine binding.
CUACAACAAAUAUGGACAUGGAACAAGACUGUCCCAGCAACAUUUGAUGAGCUUCUUCACCGCUUGUUCUCAAAGAGGGCCGAUGAGAUUCCCAACGCAUUAGCAAUUGAUGCUUGGGACAAAACAUUGACGUACGCCGAACUGGAUAGAGCCUCAGGGCAGCUCGCAGGACGACUCGUUAAGGCAGGCGUUGGUCCAGAGGUAUUGGUUCCUCUAUGUUUCGAAAAGUCCGCCUGGGCUAUCGUAUCGAUGCUAGCAGUCCUCAAAGCUGGUGGUGCAUUCGUCCCAUUAGAUCCCAGCCAGCCACCAGCUCGUCGGCAGAAAAUCAUAGAACUAGCCCGGGGAAAAGUUGCCUUGGUCUCA